CUUUAAACCGGAAGUGUAGUUUUCCUUUUGACAGUGUAGAGAGUUCCUUUUCCGGUUGCCAUUUUAUCAUUAAGAACACGAAAUGGCGAUUCGUCACGAGAUGUGUAUAGGCCUCCAGAAGGGUCACAAAGUGACCAAAAUCGAGACUGGACGAAAAACAAGGCCAACCCGCAGGAAGGGAGCACAGACUGCCCAUGUGCGUCGUGUUCGUGACCUUAUCCGUGAGGUGACUGGUUUCGCUCCAUAUGAGAGGAGGAUGCAGGAGUUACUGAGGAUCUCCAAGGAUAAGAGAGCCCUCAAGUUUGCCAAGCGAAGGCUUGGUGCCCAUGUUAGAGGUAAAAGGAAGAGGGAAGAAAUGCAAAAUAUCUUACAGAAGAUCAGAAAGGCACAGCAACAGAAGCAGUAAACUUGCUUGUAUAUAUUAAAUUCAAAAAAAUCCUCACAAA
Molecule: messenger RNA, 446 nt
Organism: Mizuhopecten yessoensis (Yesso scallop)
Lineage: Eukaryota; Metazoa; Mollusca; Bivalvia; Pectinida; Pectinidae
Product: 60S ribosomal protein L36-like
Exons: 4
Coding region: 83-406 (107 amino acids)
Biological process (GO): cytoplasmic translation
Cellular component (GO): cytosolic large ribosomal subunit; ribosome
Molecular function (GO): structural constituent of ribosome
Source: RefSeq, a predicted model, not a curated record